AUGAUGGACUGUUUCAGUUUACUUUCUGCAGUCAACUCAGCUCGGACGUUACUGCAAGCUCUGAGUAUGAAUACCUCAUCGUUCAAUACCCCAUCUAAUGAACCGACGUUAGAUGGAGAACAACAAAUUCUUCUCCAAUUACUGGAAGGAAAUAGCACACCCGAUGCGAAAGCGGCUAGUGCUGUGUACUUCCGACGCGUAUUCAGUUCUGGUCUGCCACGGAACACAGCUGAUCCGGAAAAAUACACACGUCUGGAAUGUAUGUGGACCAUUGUUAAUUUGCUUACUGGUGCAAACCGUGAUAGGAUUGGACUGAUGAUAGGAUCUGGUGUGUUCUUCGUUCUACCAAAUCUUCUGUCAACACCAGAUCCUCGACUAACCGAACGGACACUAAAUGCGAUGCGCUUACUACUACCUCUAUAUCCAGAACACGCUAACUGUGUUAAGGAUACAGAUAUGUUAGACCUCAUCAAACCGAGUCUUCUUGAAAAUGAUGCACAUCUGCAGGAGUUGAAGGACGAGAUUCAGACUUUUAUAGACGCCAGAGUGGUACCAGUUUUAUCACGGUGUACAAUCGCGUUUGUAGAUUAA
Messenger RNA from Angiostrongylus costaricensis, 591 nucleotides. The record is from the annotation of a GenBank genome assembly. NCBI's taxonomy places the organism in Eukaryota, Metazoa, Nematoda, Chromadorea, Rhabditida, Metastrongylidae.